CACAACCUUCACUCGAACACAUUCCCUUAUCACAAACCCGCCGCCAACCACCGCGUUCCGAUUCUCACUCCCAAAACCACCGUCUUACACCUCCGCUUCACGCUACUGUCAAAAACGAAUACGACAAUUGCGAUUCACAGAACAUUUGUUUAUAAAAACUGGCAGUUCUCAAUAUGGAGCUGUCGUUUGCAUAGGUUGCAAAAGGAAGAAGACUCAAGCAUGAUUAUGCCCUAGUUUGAAACAGGUAACAUAUUCAAAGGUUCAGAAUGAUGCUGUUGGUGUGGAGAAAACCAGUGUGAAUCCAAGUAGUUUAUGGUUAUGUUCGACAACUAGUGAUGUUCCAGUUACAAUGAAAGUUGAAGAUUCUGACAUUCUAUUUAGUAAUGGUGAUAAUGUUGGAAAUGGAAAUGCUUCUUCUCAGUUAGAUUUUCCUGGCCCGAAGGUGAAAGAGGAGAUUUAUGAAAACAGCGUUGAUGAUCUUGAUCAUGUGGUAUUGAAAGAAAGGCAAAGGAUGCUGUUAGCUAGGAGGUUUCCAUUUCCAGGGCUGCCAAGUCCAGCAUUUGAGGCUAAUGGUGGAUGCUUGUCCAAAAACAUUAUGGAACAAACUGUUGAAAAAGUAAAUGGAGAAUUUUUUCCUGUCAAUGGGAAAAUAACUGUAGCUAGAGAUCAGUGUCAUGACACUCCAGAAGGAGUUAAUACUUCACUAACCGAGUUACCACCUGAAGCCACAUCCGGAUCAUCUUUGUCAACGGAGGAUGCCUCACCUAAAUCAAGAGGACCUGUAAUUUUAGCAUGCCCUCAAGGACAUGAUCGAAUAGUCAAAUCCGAAGAAAUGAUCAUGCAGUUGGAUUCACACGGGGAACAAGGUGUUAUGCCAAGGGAUAAUAAUGGGCCAAGUAGUUCAGCUUGUCCGACCUCUGUCAAAAUCAAGGAUGAACCUUGGGAUAACAGUGAAAUCCACAAUGUUAACGAGGAUGUGAUGGGUAGCAUCUCCAUUAAACUGCCAGUUGUUAAAAGCGAACAGGAAAUCCAUAGCGACUUUAAUGAUGAACAAGUGGAAAAUAUGUGCUUAACUGAUCGGUUAAAUUUUCUCAUGUCCAGAAAAGAUACGGAUUUAAAUAUUCCUAUGAGUAGUUACUCAUCUCUGAAGAAGACUAUGCCUUCUUCCUCUGUGUCGAGCUCUAAUUUUUCAGAAUCUGCAGAACCUUCACGCAUCAAGUGUGCACGGAAAAGAAAGAAAACAGCCACUAAUUCAGUUCAAACAGCACUUGAGGAGGACGCCCCUGGCCUCUUGGAGGUAUUGGUGGACAAAGGUGUCUUAGUAGAUGAAAUUAAGCUUUAUGGAGAGAGGGAGAAUGAUGAAGCGCUUGAUGAAUCGUUUUGCGAAGAUAGCUUUUCAGAGCUUGAAGCUGUGAUAACAAAGAUUUUCUCUCAACGCCAAUCUUUAAUAAAAUUCCCGGUCAUUCGUGCUGGAAAGGGUUCGAGAGUGAGUUAUUGCUUGGCUUGCCUAAUCUCACUAGUGGAGCAGACACGAUAUUUGAAGCUUCAAAAAUGGCCUGUCGAGUGGGGUUGGUGCAGAGAUCUUCAAUCAUUUAUUUUUGUUUUUCCGAGGCAUAACAGGAUAGUACUGGAACGCCCUGAAUAUGGUUACGCAACCUACUUCUUUGAACUGGUAGCAUCCUUACCUGUGGAAUGGCAGAUCAAGCGGUUGGUGAUUGCAAUGAAGCUGACUACCUGUAGCAGGAUUUCUAUUAUUGAGAACAAAGAAUUAUCGGUUGGAGAAGAUUUGGCUGAAGGUGAGGCGAAGGUAUUAACGGAAUAUGGAUGGACCCCAAACACUGGCCUGGGAACCAUGCUUAAUUACCGUGAUAGAGUUGUGCAUGAUAGGAAGAAUGUGGACACAUCAGAGUGGCGAACUAAAAUAGGGAAGUUGCUGAUAGAUGGUUAUGUUGGUGGAGCCAUAGUGAUGUCCAGCAUCCCAAAAAGAGUUGCAGAUUACAGGUGUGAUCAAAUUCCCAACACAGACUCUAUUAUUCCGCGGUGACUGAUUAGAGGAUAGCUUGUGUAGAAAGGGUUUUCUUAUGUAAAUGUAAAUUUAGUUACGUUUUUCAGUCUGAGACCUGGCUUUGAUUGUGUGGUUCAAUGUAAAACCUCAAGUAUUUAAUCAUUUAUCACAAACGAUAACAUAGUCUCCAAAGGAGUAUAGUGUUGGACCAAAUAGGGGCCUGGAACCAUGCUUUACCCUUGACAAUUAGAAUUCAGAGUUGGUUUUUUACUA
Messenger RNA from Medicago truncatula (barrel medic), 2278 nucleotides. RefSeq lists its product as uncharacterized. Lineage: Eukaryota; Viridiplantae; Streptophyta; Magnoliopsida; Fabales; Fabaceae. The transcript is spliced from 9 exons. The record is from RefSeq and is a predicted model, not a curated record. Bases 350 to 2044 code for a protein of 564 amino acids.